UUCAUUGCCCAAAGAUACUACAGAGUUUGGCCAAGAGGUCCACUUGUUGAAGCAAGAUCACUUGAAGAUAUUGACUUGGCAUUCGAGCAACUUGAAGGAGUGUAUGCUAAGAAGGUCAAACUACCAAGUGUGGAGAAUCAGCUUUCCAGUGACAAAUCUGAAGAACAUGUUGCUAAUUCAGACUUUCAAGUUGAUGAAGCUAGAUCUCAGGAUGAUGCCCGUAUGAAUCUAGAGGAAAUAUCAGAAGGUACUCAAAAGGAGCUGCCGAAGGUUUUAAACAUGAAGGAUGAACCAGCGGACAUAGAAGUGAAAAAAGUUGGCUCGGCCAAGAUGAUCGAAUCGUGUGAUGUAGGAUCUGAUGCUGAUGAACCGAACAAAACUUGUGGUUGAAACAGAACAUGCUCCGACAAGCAGCUCCAACAUUCACCAUACGAGAUCAAGUUCCGGUUCCAGUUCUAGUUCCACCUCAGGUGAUUCUGAUUGAUGCUGAAAUUACACUUAUGAUCAGGAAGAAGUGUUACGGCCCUUUUUUAUCCCACUGCAGUGAUGAGCGCUUGGGUUUCUGACUUCGUUACCAUCAUCCCUUGUCUAAUGGUAGUCAUAUUUCUCUAAUUUUUUUUUUUGGAAGGAUUGGUUUCUUCAAGAAUGAGUUUUGAUUUGAUUUCUUGAAAUGUGGGGUUUCUUUUUGUUCAGUUUUCCCCGUUGAGUGUGAGCAGUCUUAUUGAGGCAUAUAGACUGCCGCCUUAUUUCCAACAGUUGCAAUGUGUAAAAAAAUUGCCGUACAUUAUACAUUGAUUUGUAGAAAUGGUGUUUGGAUUUUGUUUCUCUUCAUAUAACAGAAUUUGUUUUUGUGGUCUUUGUUC
Messenger RNA from Prosopis cineraria, 863 nucleotides. RefSeq lists its product as uncharacterized. Lineage: Eukaryota; Viridiplantae; Streptophyta; Magnoliopsida; Fabales; Fabaceae. The transcript has a single exon. The annotation marks the transcript as partial. The record is from RefSeq and is a predicted model, not a curated record.